Molecule: messenger RNA, 1668 nt
Organism: Cyphellophora europaea CBS 101466
Lineage: Eukaryota; Fungi; Ascomycota; Eurotiomycetes; Chaetothyriales; Cyphellophoraceae
Product: phosphoenolpyruvate carboxykinase [ATP]
Exons: 4
Coding region: 1-1668 (555 amino acids)
Biological process (GO): gluconeogenesis
Cellular component (GO): cytosol
Molecular function (GO): phosphoenolpyruvate carboxykinase (ATP) activity; ATP binding
Source: RefSeq, a predicted model, not a curated record
AUGGUCUCCAAUUCAGUCAACAAGACUGCUCUUCACCCAGGUGGUGUCGAACCGAGUCGGGAACACACUGAGCUCGAGGAGACGCUACACGAGCAUGCCAACAUUGACUACGACAGAGUCGCCAUUGUUGCCAAUCCCUCAGUAGCUGCCUUGUACGAAGAUGCUCUGGUUUACGAAAGUGGUUCAGCCGUCACCUCAAGUGGUGCUCUAACCGCGUACUCUGGCACAAAAACUGGUCGUUCGCCUUCUGACAAGCGUGUCGUCAAGGAGGAAGGCUCAGAAAAAGAUGUCUGGUGGGGACCUGUGAACAAGCCUAUGACCCCAGACGUCUGGAAAAUCAACCGUGAGCGAGCCAUUGACUACCUGAAUACCCGGAACCGCAUCUACGUUAUCGACGGUUUUGCUGGUUGGGAUGAACGCUACCGCAUCAAUGUCCGUGUCGUUUGCGCCCGUGCUUACCAUGCGCUCUUCAUGCGCAACAUGCUCAUCCGGCCUUCGAGAAAAGAGCUGGAACACUUCCAUCCCGACUACGUGAUCUACAAUGCGGGUUCUUUCCCGGCCAACAGAUAUACCACUGGCAUGACCAGUGCUACUAGCGUAGCCAUCAACUUUGCCGAGAAAGAGAUGGUUAUCCUCGGUACUGAGUACGCUGGCGAGAUGAAGAAGGGUAUCUUUACUGUACUCUUCUAUGAGAUGCCCGUCAAGCACAACGUUCUGACACUACACUCGUCUGCGAACGAAGGUGAGAAAGGCGACGUCACUGUCUUCUUCGGUCUCUCUGGCACCGGGAAGACUACUCUAUCUGCCGACCCUAAGCGCAAGCUCAUCGGUGACGAUGAGCACUGCUGGUCUGACAAGGGCGUCUUUAACAUUGAAGGUGGCUGCUACGCCAAAUGCAUUGGCCUCUCCGCUGAGAAGGAACCCGAUAUCUUUGGAGCAAUCAAGUUCGGCUCCGUCCUGGAGAAUGUCGUCUUCGAUCAGGAAACACGCGAAGUUGACUACGACGACUCAACCCUGACCGAGAACACACGCUGCGCCUACCCCAUCGAUUACAUCCACAACGCCAAGAUCCCUUGCCUGACCGACAACCACCCAACCAACAUCAUCCUGCUUACCUGCGACGCCCGCGGUGUGCUACCUCCGAUCUCCAAGCUCGACACCAACUCGGUCAUGUAUCAGUUCAUCAGUGGCUACACAUCAAAGAUGGCUGGCACUGAGGAUGGUGUCACCGAGCCCCAGGCUACCUUCUCUUCUUGCUUCGCCCAGCCCUUCUUGGCUCUUCAUCCCAUGCGUUACGCGAAGAUGCUGGCGGACAAGAUCCAGCAACACAAUGCCAACGCUUGGCUCCUCAACACCGGUUGGGUUGGCGCCGGCGCCACCACUGGCGGCAAGCGCUGCCCUCUCAAGUAUACUCGUGCCAUCUUGGAUGCCAUUCAUUCGGGUGAGCUUGCCAAGGCCGAGUACGAGACGUACCCAGUCUUCAACCUGCAGGUGCCCAAGACCUGCCCCAACGUCCCUGACGAGCUGCUCAACCCCAAGAAGAGCUGGACUGCGAGCACGGACUUCGAUGAGGAGGUUACGAAGCUUGCCAAGCUCUUCGUCGAGAACUUCGAUAAGUACAAGGAUGAGGCGACUGACGAGGUCAUCAAGGCUGGACCUCAAGUGUAA